AUGUUGAUUUCAAGCUCAACAAGAGUCCUCACACAAAAAGCAAAGCAUCAUGCUAUGUUGAAGACCACAUCGUGGAGGUACUUAUCAGGAUCGUCCACACCCAAGCUCAUCAAACGAGGAAGAUAUGUCGAAUUAUCAGUCGCAUGCGUCAUUGCAGGAAUCACAGUUAAUGAAUACUUGAAAUUUCGUUGUCAAAAUACGGUUAAACUGGAUUCGAUAGAAAGUGCUCCACGGAAGAUAUCGACUUUGCAACUUUCAAAACAUUGCCUACCAGAAGAUCUUUGGGUUCGUAUCGGGGACGCUAUUUACGAUUUGACAGACUUUAUCUCCUGGCACCCUGGAGGGAAGGACAUAAUUAUGCAGUUUGCUGGAAAAAGUGCAACUGAUGCUUUUAUGAAGCAACACAGCAAGAGAUUCUUGGAAAUGUUACCUCCAGAAGCGUACAUAGGCAAAGUCGAUCUUACUCAGCAGGAACUUGAUCAUGAAAGAAUAGAAAGAAAGAAUCUGUCGACGAAAAAAUAUGAAUUAGAAAAUAAAGUUGUUGUGGAGAACAAAAAUGAAGAAGAAGCUUCGAUCAAUGCGAGUGUAUUUGAAAAGCCCCCUUUAGAAUUAAUGUUCAAUGUCAAUGACUUUGAGGCGGUAGCCAAAAAGAUUUUGCCUAGUGAUAUCUAUAUGUAUUUUGCUACAGGCUCGGAUGAUGAAGCUACAUUGCGAGAGUGCCAUUUAGCCUAUAGCAGGAUCUUCUUCAAACCUAGGAUUUUAAGAGAUACGAAUGACGUUGAUACAUCCGCCACACUAAUUGGUACGAAAGCUUCGCUUCCCUUAUAUAUUACUGCCUUUGCUGGGCAGUCUUACUUGGAUGAAGACGCGGAUAUGGCUUUAGCGAAAGUAGCCAAGAAGAAGGGGAUCAAAUUCAUGUACUCCAGACUAGGAGCUUAUCCUGUGAAAGAGAUGUCUACAUUUUUUGGUAAUACCCCAUUCUGGUGCCAGGUUUGUGUCCAUUAUGGAGAUCCUAAACUAAAGAGUGCCAUAGAGGAGCUUAAUAGAUAUGAUAACAUAGAAGGUAUUUUCAUCACCACAGAUGCUGCUGCUGGUGGAAAUCGAGAAAAAGAUUUCAAAACCAGAGCUCAGGAAGCUUCAAGACCUGAAUUGGCUAAAUUUGCAUCCCCUGUCAAGCCGUAUCCGUCUAUAACAUGGGAAGAUAUAGUCGAAGUUAGAAAGCUCACCAACAAGGCGAUAAUCUUAAAAGGGGUUCAAUCAGCAGAAGAUGUGUUACUUGCAGCUGAAAAGGGCUUAGAUGGGGUCGUAAUAAGUAAUCAUGGAGGCAGGCAAUUGGACUAUUCACAACCUCCCCUCGAAACCUUAGCGGAAGCCAUGCCCCUACUUCGUAAACAAGCUUACUACAAUAAGGAAAAGUUUCAGGUAUUCAUAGAUGGUGGUGUUAGAAGAGGAAGUGAUAUUUUGAAAGCAGUGGCCCUAGGAGCAUCAGGUGUGGGCAUGGGUAAAGGCUUUGCAUUUGCAGUUGCAAGUUAUGGUGAGAAAGGAGCAGAGAAGUUAUACGACCAGUUAAAUCUGGAGGUGAUCCGAGAUAUGAAACUACUCGGGGUCAGUAACACCAUGAUGCUCAAUCAAGGUUACCUAAAUAUGAAAGGAUUCUACAAUAGAGUUGGCAAUUAUGAUGAUUCUUACUUCAAAAACUAUGAGGCUUUGCCGCUGCCAUUUCCAGGAAGAUAA
This is a messenger RNA of Priceomyces carsonii, 1734 nucleotides long. RefSeq names its product FMN-dependent alpha-hydroxy acid dehydrogenase family protein. Lineage: Eukaryota; Fungi; Ascomycota; Pichiomycetes; Serinales; Debaryomycetaceae. Gene Ontology annotation, biological process: lactate metabolic process. Gene Ontology annotation, molecular function: L-lactate dehydrogenase (cytochrome) activity; heme binding. The record is from RefSeq and is a predicted model, not a curated record. The transcript has a single exon. Bases 1 to 1734 code for a protein of 577 amino acids.